This is a messenger RNA of Helianthus annuus (common sunflower), 777 nucleotides long. RefSeq lists its product as uncharacterized. Lineage: Eukaryota; Viridiplantae; Streptophyta; Magnoliopsida; Asterales; Asteraceae. The transcript has a single exon. The record is from RefSeq and is a predicted model, not a curated record. The coding region runs from base 1 to 777 and encodes 258 amino acids.
AUGGGUUUUUGGCAUCGGCAGUUUCCUGAUCAUGUAUGUCUUCUAAAGAAAUCUCUAUACGAAUCGAAACAGGCGCCACAUGCAUGGUACCAACGGUUCACCGAUUUUAUUCUCUCAAUUGGUUUUCAGCAAAGUCAGUGUGAUAAUUCUCUUUUUGUUUAUCAUCAUGGUACUGACGCGGCUUAUUUACUCAUCUACGUUGACAACAUUAUUCUUACUACAUCGACUGAUCAUCUUCGGGAUCAUCUUAUGCGUCGUUUGGGUGAUGAGUUUGCCAUGAAAGACCUUGGUCCCCUCAGUUAUUUUCUAGGUGUUCAAGUUACACGCACCGGCCAGUCUCUGUUUCUAUCUCAACAGCAAUAUACUCAUGACAUCAUUGAACGUGCCGGUAUGACUUCGUGUAACCCGGUUGCCACUCUAGUUGAUUGCAACGUGAAGCUAAGUGCGACCUCUAGCCCGGAGUAUGACAAUCCUAAUCAGUACCGUAGUUUGGCGGGUGCUCUUCAGUAUUUGACGUUUACACGUCCUGACAUCAGUUAUGCGGUUCAGCAGGUGUGCAUGCAUAUGCACUCCCCUCGUAUUGAUCAUUGGAACGCACUAAAACGCAUUAUUAGAUAUUUGAAGGGUACCUCCUCUUUUGGGCUCACUUUGGGCUCCUCUGCUGAUGUUUCUCUUCGUGCAUAUACGGAUGCUGAUUGGGCCGGGUGUCUAGACACACGUCGGUCCACCUCUGGGUACUGUGUUUAUCUUGGUUCUAACCUUUUGUCGUGGUCUUAG